Microtus oregoni (creeping vole) is the source of this 744-nucleotide messenger RNA. RefSeq names its product spermatogenesis associated 3 (gene Spata3). The record is from RefSeq and is a predicted model, not a curated record. Lineage: Eukaryota; Metazoa; Chordata; Mammalia; Rodentia; Cricetidae. The coding region runs from base 1 to 585 and encodes 194 amino acids. The transcript is spliced from 4 exons.
AUGAAGAAGGUCAAGAAGAAAAAGUCCGAUUCCAGGCGCCGCCGGGAGUCCAUUUCACCGCAGGCUAGCUCCGACUCCUCACAGCCUCCCAUCUCGGAAACCCCACCGACAUGCCCAGAACCCACCUCGCCACCGUCUCAGCCACAGCCCUGCCAGGAGUCCACCCCACCACAAGUUAACCCUGAACCUCUACCGCAACCGCCUGCACCCCCAGCUCUCCCAGCUGCAGAACGCCGGGCCUCAACGCCAUGCCUGGUACCUGCAAAGGUUGAACCCAAAGCAAGCUCUCCAUCCAGGAAACCAGGAGUGCCUCUGACCUAUAUGGCUCCACGCUCCUGUUCCUGUAUGGCCUGCCCGGGCAGCUCUGCUUGCUGGCGUCGUCUGGGGCUGUGUCACAGCCGCAUCUUCGAUGUCCUCCUGCCUCGGGACUGGCAAGCCAUGCCGGGGAGAGGAUUCCCAAACCUUCUCACCUUCUACAGAAAACCUUCAAGGAAAUACUGCACUUCCCGUAACUCACGUACUUCAGGCUCUCGGGACUGUUGCUGUGUCUCUGGGAGCCCUGGGAGCUGCCUACUUCAUCGCUGAAUCCUUGUGAACUGAACCCCAGGCCCAUGGUCCGGCAGAUCCAGUGUCCAUCAAAGGAUCUCACUUGUCACCAAAAUAGAGAAAGAAAAAUACCUUGUCUCUUUUCAUCAUUUCAUUUUAUUUUUUUUUUUUGAGACAAGGACUUCCUACGUAGUCCAG